AUGAGUGGCUGCAGACUCUCAGGUGUUGUUUAUAAGACAAAUACAACAGUAAAGGACCCAAACAUCUGCUCUACUGUAACCUGUGAUGUGAGUGGAGUUGCUACUGCUGUCAGUGACUGUGGUCCUAUGGAGCGUUGCCAAGGCAAUGGCAGUUGCAUCUUAAACACUGUGUGCACUGUGGCCGGCUCCAUCGUCAUCGAUUUCAUUGGUAGAGUUCACUCUGUUUCUGAUCGCUGUGGAUACACUCUCCUGAAACCUUCGCUCAUCCCAGGGUUCCAGGUGUUUGGGGUUUUCCAGGAAAGACGCCGUAGAGAUGUUAGCUUUGUGGACCGCGUGAUACUGCAGCUGGAUGGAAAAGGCCUUCAGAUUUCUCUGGAACAAGGCAGGAGAGUUCAGCUGAACAACACAGUACUGACACUCACUGCCACAGCUCAGGUGGUCCAUGGUGUGGAGCUCUCCAAGGACCGGACAGGGGUGACUGCUAAGAUAUCGGCCUCCAACUACACAGUUUCUGUCCACUUUGAUAGCGACACCGCACUAAUCCACAUGACAAGUGUAGGGUUGGCUGAGCCACGGUGUCAAAUUCAUCCCAACUCAACAGAUGCUGGGGACAAAGAUGUCAUUGAGGCAAACAACAGCCAAAUCAUCUACAAGAACACCAUCAUGACACAGAACAUCUCCAUGCUUGGCCCAAUCACCCGUCAUGGCCCAGUGCAUAUAGACUUCUCCUGUUAUUACAGCCAUCCGGAUGUCAAGAGUUUGGGCAUCAAACUCAAACACAGCUCUGUGAACAGGGAGAUUGCUUCUGGAGAAUAUAUUUAUAAUCUGACCAUGAAGGCCUACACCAGCGCUGACCGCCUCAAAGCCAUCAAGUCCAGCACCGACAUCAAACUGAAUGAACAGCUCUGGGUGGAACUGAAGACGGACGGGCUGGAUGAAAAAAUGGUCGCCGUGGUGACAGCCCCCUGCUGGGCAACCAAUCAACCUUCGCCAACUGGAAGUCUGAGAUAUGAUCUGAUCAUAAACGGCUGCCCGAACCCGACUGAUGAGACGGUGAAGAUGGAGGAAAACGGACUGGGAACGUCCAAAUACUUCUCUUUCAACAUGUUCCAGUUCACUGGCAAGACUGGUGACGUCUACUUGCACUGCAAAGUAGUGCUGUGUUUCCGGCAAGGAAAUACCUGCACCCCAAGCUGCAGCCAGGGUGAGAGAAGGCGCAGAUCUACCAUGCCAAACUAUGAGGAUAAAUACCCGGCAUUCAUCACUAUGGCCUGGACUUCUUAG
Molecule: messenger RNA, 1284 nt
Organism: Amphiprion ocellaris (clown anemonefish)
Lineage: Eukaryota; Metazoa; Chordata; Actinopteri; Pomacentridae
Product: CUB and zona pellucida-like domain-containing protein 1
Exons: 9
Coding region: 1-1284 (427 amino acids)
Source: RefSeq, a predicted model, not a curated record